Haemonchus placei is the source of this 1053-nucleotide messenger RNA. Lineage: Eukaryota; Metazoa; Nematoda; Chromadorea; Rhabditida; Trichostrongylidae. The record is from the annotation of a GenBank genome assembly.
AUGGCAGAAAAAACCGAGUUCCAAAAGCAAUUACAGAACAUUUGUAUCAGUGGAAUGAUAUCGGCCUCAAUCGCAUUGGGCAGCCGACUACAUCUGUUUGAAGCGCUAGCCAGUGUUGGAAGUGCAGAAAAUCCAGCUACGCCAAAGCAAGUAGCCGAAAAGGCUGGAUGCAAAGAGCGGUAUGUGAAGGAGUGGCUAUCGACGAUGGCAGUGGGUAAGGUCAUCGAAGUAAACAAAGAUGAGAAGUUCUGGAUUCCCAAAGAGAAUGUCGAGGCACACUGCUAUCGGUUCUCCCUUGGUCUAGGAAUGACCGUAACAAAGUUGCAGGAUCUGACAUGCGGGCUAGAUGUACAAUUCAACCAGUUCCUCCCUCUGCUUCUCGGGCCUUACAACAAAGUUUGUGACGUAUUCAAAACGGAAGGCCCACUAGGGCUCACCUAUGAGGACUUUACUGAUUUUUACGAAACCCAAUCAUCAGUCAGUGAAGCUUACCACAAAAAUCACUUCAUCAGCGACUUAAUUCCUGCUCUUGGAGCAGAUAUGCCAGAACGUUUGGAUAAAGGAGAACUGAUGUGCUUGGAUGUUGGCUGUGGUAAUGGCUUCCAUGCCGCUCUUUUAGCACAAACUUACCCCAAGUCCAAUUUCACCGGAAUUGACAUCACUUUGGAAGCAGUUCACCUGGCUAAUCAACAAAGGCAAGUGUCCACUUUCCGCUUAUUCACUACUCCUGCCAUUGGACUAACGGACAACGGUCAGAUGUUCGACAAUCUGGCCUUCAUACAGAUGAAUGCUAGCAAAAUGGAUGAUGAUUGGACGGAAAAAUACGACCUGGUCACAGUAAUCGAUGCCUGUCACGAUCAGAUGAGACCCGAUUUGUGCUUGAAAGAGAUCUACCGUGUCCUCAAACAAGGAGGAGUUUUCGGCAUGUUGGAGAUAAAAGGGACGUCGAACGUCUUCACAGACAGAGAGGAAAUAGGUUUGACCGCUGCGCUAUCGUACACUUGCUCGGUCUUUCAUUGCCUUCCAGUUGGCAGUAAUUCACCAGGCAAGUGA